Messenger RNA from Aspergillus welwitschiae, 2006 nucleotides. Its product is annotated as putative MFS quinate transporter. Gene Ontology annotation, cellular component: membrane. NCBI's taxonomy places the organism in Eukaryota, Fungi, Ascomycota, Eurotiomycetes, Eurotiales, Aspergillaceae. Gene Ontology annotation, biological process: transmembrane transport; carbohydrate transport. The transcript has 4 exons. Gene Ontology annotation, molecular function: carbohydrate:proton symporter activity. The record is from RefSeq and is a predicted model, not a curated record. The coding region runs from base 160 to 1746 and encodes 528 amino acids.
GGGCCCCCUUCGGAUACGUACCCAGCAAGGCAGCAAUCGGUUCAAACUGGAGCUUCCCCAGAUAUCUCCAUAGUGCUUAAUACACGUCUAUUAUCUCGUCGGCUAAUAUCCCAAAAUAGCUGAUUCCAGCUCCAUCGCGGCUCCUCCCGCUUCGCCAUCAUGGGAUGGAAGGCGAUUGACUGGUCUCGGUGGACCACAAAUCCCUAUUAUGCCUUAGUGAUCUUUAUUAUAGCCUGUGGCAGUAUUCCUAAAGGUUACGAUGAGGGUGGCUACAGUGCCAGCGUCAAGCUCGAGUCGUUCAUGGUCGACUUUAACCUUUUGUCCUCUAACUGGACUCACGAUGCCACUGGCCUGGCCAAUCGCAAGGCGAACAUAACCUCCUUUAAUGUGUUGGGUGCCGCAUUUGGUGCGCUGUUCUCGCUGGACUUGAAUGAUCGCUUGGGUCGAGUACGGACAUGGCAACUGUCUUGUUUGGUCUGGGGAUCGGGUCUUUUCAUCCAGGUCUUCUCCUCCGGCAUCUAUGGUCUAUUAUUGUUUGCUAGAAUUUGGAGUGGUCUGGGCGCUGGUGCCUUAACAGUGACUACGCCCUUGUACCUGUCAGAGAUCGCGCCGGCGAGGACUAGAGGCUUGGUAGUGAGCGUUUACAUGGUGGUUUUGCUCACCAUCCUCACUGUGGGGUUCUUUGUCAACUAUGGGGCCGACCUGCAUAUGGCCCCUACCCGGGAACAAUAUCGCCUGGUCCAGUCGAUUCCACUAAUCCCUACGGGCUUAGCUUUCUUUGCCUCCUUCAUCGUACCUGAGACACCUCGUUAUCUGGUGUCCAAGCAGCGGCCCGAGGAGGCGCGAGCUGUGCUAGCUCGGUUCCGUGGGAAAGACAUUUCCGAUCCCGAGGUUGAUGAGGAAUUUAACACAAUUGAAGCUCAAGUGCGCGCCAAGGCAGCAGACUUGGCGUCUGUCAGUCAUUGGCAAGCUUUCAAGGAAUCCCAGUUAAACCCUAAUUAUCGGCAGCGGUUCUGGCUCCUGAUGACCAUGCAAACCAUCGCCCAAUGGACAGGAGGCAACGGUAUCACCUACUACAUUUCUAAUAUUUUCCAGUAUGCUGGCAUCACUGGAAACGCCGAAUCUCUUAUUUCCUCAGGUGCAUAUGGCAUUGUCAAGGUCGUCUUCACCAUGGCGUUUACUUGGGUUUUCAUUGAUUACCUGGGCCGACGUCGCUGCGCGUUGAUGGGGCUGAGUCUCCAGCUAGCUGCUCACAUCUACAUGGGCGCUUACAUGGGUCUGCAACCGGGCGCCGCUAAGAAUGAGAACGCCUCCAAUGCCGCCAUUGCAUCCGUCUUCAUCUACGCCGUUGGCUGGUCCGUCGGCCUCUGCACCAUCCCUUACCUGUAUGGUACAGAAAUCUUCCCCACUCGCAUUCGCAACGUGAGCUACGCUCUCAGCAUGACUUUGCAUUGGUUCUUCCAAUUUGCCGUCGUGCGCGUGACACCCAACAUGUUCGUCUCCCUUAACGUCUGGGGUGCGUAUCUAUUCUGGGCCAUCAUCUGCUUUCUGGGCAUCAUCAUCCUCGGUAUCUGGAUGCCCGAGACCAAAGGUGUCCCUAUGGAGCGCAUGGGCGAUCUCUUCGAUUGCCCAUGGUACCUGCGCUGGCGUGCAAAGCCGAAGGAUGUUGCCUCGUCCUCGGCCUCCACUGCCGGCGAGGGCAGUGUCGAUGCCAAGCAAGUGGACAGCAAAAGUGUGCCUCUGUAGAUUUUCCAGAAACAUUACAUCUCAAGGACGUUUAUUUUCGAUAUAUACCCUCCAUUUUUGAUACCUCACCUUUUACAUUACCUUAUACCUAUAUACUUACACCUGUGGAGUCCCCAUCUCUGGGUUUCUGAUGGGGACGAUGUUGCAUAAUUACUUUCGGAUGGAAAUCCGGGCUGAUGUGGAUUGGGACGGAUACAUCAAAGACAUAAAAGCAUGCAGCUUGUUAUCAUUUAAGCCACUUAGAUAGCUUAGUUUACACG